AUGAUUUCUAUGCUUUUACCUUUCGGCCAUUCGGGCCUUUAUGCAAGCGACGUUGAUCGGGAAGACCGUCCUGAGAUUGCCAAACUAAUUCAAGCAUUCCCGACAAUUGAAGACGACUACCAUGUGGUGAAACUAAUUGGCGCCGGGAGCUUCAGCAGUGUUUUUAAGGCUGUUGAUAAGCGCCGGGAUUCAUAUGACAACUCAUACUGGGACUUUGUUGAAAACGACGACGCAAAUGCAUCUGCUUUGUCCUCCUCUAGCAGUAAUAAGAAGCAACGGUUUGUUGCUAUAAAGCGAGUCUACGCUACUGUCCUUCCUAAUCGCAUACAAACAGAAUUGGAGGUGUUGCACGAGUUGCGUGGCAGCAAAUGUGUGUUAAAUAUAAUUACAGCUAUGCGUCAUCAGGAUCAAGUCCUUAUAGUGCUUCCUUUCAUUCAGCAUGCUGAGUUUCGAGACUUUUACAUGAACUACUCACUAGUCGACAUCGCAUACUACAUGCGCGACCUGUUGGACGGUCUUUCUCACAUUGCUGCCAAGGGCAUUAUUCAUCGAGAUAUCAAACCGGGAAACUUUGCUUGGAACCCCUACACACGGCGCGGUGUCAUUCUUGACUUUGGUUUGGCACAAUGGCAAGAAGCCGAGAUGCCCGGCUUAAACUGUUGCAUUGACCGCGUCCGCAAAUUAAAGCAAGAAAAGCGGUAUUACGACGUCUUUCCCCUUGAACAGACGAUUCCCGAUCCUUCACACGGAUACCUACUACAUGAUCCUCGUCCCAGCAAGAAAGCAGACCGCGCAGGAACUCGUGGUUUUCGGGCACCGGAAGUGCUAUUUCGGUGUCAAAAUCAAACAUCCCUCAUUGACACUUGGUCUGCUGGCGUUGUUUUACUCUGUUUCCUUACUCGCCGCUACCCUUUUUUCCGUUGCGAAGACGAUGUCGAUGCAAUUGUGGAGCUUGCACAUAUUUUCGGCAGGAACGAUAUGUCGAACUGUGCAUUGCUGCAUGGACAAAUUUGGUCAGACAAUAUCCCCACCAUUCUUAAUCACAAACAUGACUGGCUUGAUUUGGUAAAUAGCCUUACAAAAAACGACACACACCCUUUAUUGGAAACAAGCUCUAGUUGGUUGAUGGCGCUUGCCAUCGACUUGCUUGAUCAGUUGCUUGAACUGAAUCCUGCGAAACGCCUUACUGCUGAAGCUGCUCUGCGUCAUCAAUUUUUCUCUGCCUGUGCAGUGACAGAGAUGCCUGUAACUGACGUCAAAGCAACAGCUGAUUCGACAACACAAAUCAAAGUGCCCGCUGCUUAA
Schizosaccharomyces japonicus yFS275 is the source of this 1305-nucleotide messenger RNA. RefSeq names its product CDC7 protein kinase Spo4. Lineage: Eukaryota; Fungi; Ascomycota; Schizosaccharomycetes; Schizosaccharomycetales; Schizosaccharomycetaceae. The record is from RefSeq and is a predicted model, not a curated record. The coding region runs from base 1 to 1305 and encodes 434 amino acids. Gene Ontology annotation, cellular component: Dbf4-dependent protein kinase complex; nucleus. The transcript has 3 exons. Gene Ontology annotation, biological process: meiosis II. Gene Ontology annotation, molecular function: protein kinase activity; ATP binding; protein serine kinase activity.